CCUCGCCCCCUCUUUUGACCGUUCAUAUAAAAGCCACUGAAAGGGUUUGUGAUUUUAUUCACUUCCUGACAGACCAAAGAUGGAACUGAAAAUCUUCAUUGUUCUCCUCUGCACUCUUUUCACUGGAGGACAUUCCCUCCAAUGUUAUAAGUGUUCAGGUAUAAUGGGUUGUGGUCAAAGCAACGUGACGAUGUGUCCGGGCACUGCCACAUGUGCAGCAACUGUACAAUCCACUGAUGGCACUGGACUUAAAAUGCAGUCUAGGGGUUGUGCAGUGACGGAGAAUUGUAUAAGUGGAUCUGUUAACCUCGGAGUUACAAGGACAGUUACAUCUACACAAUGCUGUAACACCGACCUUUGUAAUAACAAAGACCCCCCAGUUUACGGCUCUAACAGCCCCAAUGGAAAACAAUGUUACUACUGUGAUGAUCCUACGAGUUGCUUAAACAAAUUAAACUGCUUAGGAGAUGAAGACCGCUGCCUUACAGAAACAGGAUGCCCACCCACAUUUGUUUCAAGGUGCAUUUCCUCAUCACAGCCUCACCCUCAUCUCAUCAGCCAUAUAAAGGCCACUGACAAGGGUCUGUCAUUUUAUUCACCUACUGACAGACCAAAGAUGGAUCUGAACAUCGUCAUUGUUCUCCUUGUUACUUUUAUUGCUGGAGGACACUCACUCAGAUGUUAUGAGUGUACAGGUGCGACAGGUUCUUGUGAAGGUGUAAAGACAACGUGUCCUAAUACAGCUAAUACAUGUUCUGCAAGUAGAUUGGUAUCCAUUUUGAAUAUUCACCCCUCGGAUGGGCAGUCACGAGCCACCACUGGUGACAAUAAAGCCAACGAGCUGACUAAGAAAUGUGAUGUGAAACAGAAUUGUGUAAGUGGAUCCAUGAACUUCGGAGUUGUAAGGACAAUGUUAUCUACACAAUGCUGUAACACAUACCUCUGUAAUAACAGAGACGUCCCAGAUUCCAGCUCUAACAGACCCAAUGGGAAACAAUGUUACUACUGUGAUGGGAAGAGUUGCUCAAACAGAUUAAACUGUUUAGGAGAUGAAGACUACUGUGUUACAGCAACAUUAAAGUCUGAAUCGACGACUCUUAAAGGAUGUUCCUCUAAAACUUUCUGUGAUGCUGUCAAAUCACAAGGUAUACAAGGUUUUACGGACUUCUCAUGCUGUUACGGUAAUCUGUGUAACAGUAUCACUCGGAACAAGGCUAAGAUCUUCGUUUGGAACAAUGCUAAGAUCCUCACUCAGAAUGUCCUCCUUGUCUUGUGCUCGUUCUUCCUCUACAUCCUGAUUCACUGAAUUAAGCAAAACUUUGCACUUUACUCUACUGCAUGCAGCAAGUGAAUGUAACAUACAUUUAAAAGAACAUAUAGCAGCUUAACAUAGCAACAAAGUUGACAUAUUUUGGAAUAAAAGUCAAUGCUUUAUUCGCUAAUAAAUUCAUUGUAUUUUCCUUGAUGUAAUGAUUUUAAGAAACAUAUAUACUGUAAACAAAACAACAUGAAAUAAAAUACAACCACAAUACUUCUA
This is a messenger RNA of Misgurnus anguillicaudatus (oriental weatherfish), 1537 nucleotides long. Lineage: Eukaryota; Metazoa; Chordata; Actinopteri; Cypriniformes; Cobitidae. The record is from RefSeq and is a predicted model, not a curated record.